This is a messenger RNA of Mobula hypostoma (lesser devil ray), 6728 nucleotides long. RefSeq names its product coactivator-associated arginine methyltransferase 1 (gene carm1). Gene Ontology annotation, biological process: peptidyl-arginine methylation. The record is from RefSeq and is a predicted model, not a curated record. The coding region runs from base 1 to 1845 and encodes 614 amino acids. The transcript has 17 exons. Gene Ontology annotation, molecular function: protein-arginine N-methyltransferase activity. NCBI's taxonomy places the organism in Eukaryota, Metazoa, Chordata, Chondrichthyes, Myliobatiformes, Myliobatidae.
AUGGCCACCACGGUGUUCCCGGGCGUGCGGCUGGUGUCCAUCGGCGAUCAGAAUGGGGAAAUCCAGCGGCACUCGGACCAGCAGCCGCUGAAGCUGGAGAUCAAGACGACGCAGGACAACGCCUUCAUCAGCCUGUACAGCAUUAAGAAAGGUUAUUGUGUCCCACCAACAUUCUCAGAUGGAAGGAAAACCUCUCCUGCUGGUUCCCAGAACAACCAGGAUCCUGUAGACAUAAGAUAUGAGGCUGUCUGUGUAUUUAAAUGUGCAGUGAAUAGGGAAACGGAAUGCAGCCGGGUUGGCAAACAGUCCUUCAUCAUUACAUUGGGAUGUACCAGUGUCCUCCUACAAUUCCCGUCUCAGAAUGAGUUUUACUCCUUUUUUAAUAUUCUGAAAAACUGCAGAGGACACAACAUUGAACGAUCUGUUUUCAGUGACCGGACAGAGGAAUCUUCUGCUGUGCAGUAUUUCCAGUUCUAUGGAUAUUUGUCACAGCAACAGAAUAUGAUGCAAGAUUAUAUACGCACAGGAACCUACCAAAGGGCAAUACUUCAAAACCAUGUAGAUUUUAAAGACAAGGUUGUACUAGAUGUUGGUUGUGGCUCUGGAAUCCUGUCAUUCUUUGCAGUGCAGGCAGGAGCACGGAAAGUGUACGCGGUAGAGGCAAGCACCAUGGCCCAGCAUGCUGAGAUGCUGGUGAAAAGCAACAACCUAGCAGAUCGCAUCCUCAUCAUCCCAGGGAAGGUGGAAGAAGUUAGCAUCCCAGAGCAGGUCGAUAUCAUUAUCUCUGAGCCUAUGGGUUACAUGCUGUUCAAUGAACGCAUGCUGGAGAGCUACCUGCAUGCCAAAAAGUGGUUGAAACCAAAUGGUAACUUAUUUCCAACUCUGGGUGAUGUUCACCUUGCACCCUUCACGGAUGAACAGCUUUACAUGGAGCAGUUUACAAAAGCAAACUUCUGGUAUCAGCCGUCAUUCCACGGUGUGGAUUUAUCAGCCCUGCGGGGCGCUGCUGUAGAUGAAUACUUCAAACAGCCAAUCGUGGACACAUUUGAUAUCCGGAUUCUAAUGGCCAAGUCGGUGAAGUACACAGUGAACUUUCUAGAAGCCGAAGAGAAUGAUUUGCACCGAAUAGAAAUUCCAUUCAAGUUCCAUAUGUUGCAUUCAGGGUUAGUCCAUGGCUUGGCAUUCUGGUUUGACGUGGCCUUCAUCGGAUCUCAGAUGACAGUGUGGCUGUCCACUGCUCCGACAGAACCUCUGACUCAUUGGUACCAAGUUCGCUGUUUGCUUCAGUCACCACUUUUCACCAAGGCUGGUGAUACUCUCUCAGGGACUGUUGUGCUGAAUGCCAAUAAAAGGCAAAGUUAUGACAUAAGUAUUCUAGCCCAGGUAGAUCAGACUGGUUCCAAAUCUAGUAACCUACUCGACCUGAAGAAUCCCUUUUUCAGGUACACGGGUACCACUCCCUCACCGCCACCAGGUUCACAUUAUGUAUCACCAUCAGAGACUAUGUGGAAUACAUCUGCUUCUUACAACCUUAGCUCAGGAUUAGCAGUAUCUGGAGUCCCUACGGCGUAUGAUUUGAGCAAUGUUAUCGCCAGUGGAUCUGCAGUCAGCCACAACAACCUGAUUCCAUUAGCCAACACUGGGAUAGUGAAUCACACUCACUCAAGACUGGGAUCCAUUAUGAGCACAGGAUUUAUACAGGGGUCUUCAAGCGGUGGACAGGGUGGAGUUAUUGCCAGCAGCAGCCAUUAUUCAAUCAACAGUCAAUUCACCAUGGGUGGUCCUGCCAUCUCCAUGGCGUCUCCGAUGUCCAUGAGCACCAACACAAUGCACUAUGGCAGCUAAGAGUUCAUGACACCACAUCUGACCUUUUAGAACUGAUACUUUCAAGAGGAAUAAAAACCAAAUCCAGAUUAAGUUCCCUCCACAAAACAAGUCUAUGAAUUUUCCAAAUUCAUUGUCAAUAGAUUUAGCUAAGCCUGAGCUGAGGGAGUGGGUGUGUGAGAGGGGUGGGUUGGGGUUUUUUUUGGUUUUUACCAUGGAGAUAAAAUGCAGAUUCUUUGAUACCAGACUUGUAAAGUUUUAUAUACGCAAAAAAGGGAGGGUGAAAUGAUUGCUGUCUGAUCUUGCGAUUGGUCUGUAGUCAGUAGAUUUCCUCACUAGUUUGUCUUCUAGAAAUCCUUGCAGACAAAUAAUAGCAUACCUUCCGCUGCAGAUACGACAGUGUGAUGGAGCCAGCUGCUGAUGGGAGGUUUCCCUUCCCUGAUAUGCCUCAACCUUGUUCUCCCUCCAUCACCCCCAAAAUAAAUCACUUGGCAAUUUCAAAUUGACAUCGAUUAUCAGUUGGAAAUUUUAGCGAUUACAAAUAAAGACUUUGGGUAUAAACAGAUUGCAUAUUAUAAAUGUAUUUGGUAUUUACAAAUGGUUUCAUUUAAUUUUUUUGGUUUGUUUUAUGUUUAAGUACCAACAGACUGGUAGCAAUGUUUUCCUAGGUCCUUUUGAAGUGUAUUACGAGUGAGAAGCUUUAAGCUUGCUCUGUGAAGGACUGUUUUGCAGAUCUGGUGUUAGCUGUAGUAAAGGAUGAGGAAUUUUUAUAUAUAUAAAAAUAUUUUUUUAAAUAUAUAAAAAUUCUCCAGUCCUUGAUACCUGUCUUGUUUGCUUUUGUCUGCCUGCCCUGUUUCUUUUCAUUUUGACAAUUCUGCAGGAUCACCUCAAAAGAAAAGCAGCAAUGCAAGUCUUGUCACACCACUGUGCCAUGUGGAGCCGCAGAUACCUGUGUAGCAGCAAAUCUGGUGCUCAACAGUGCCAGGACAGACUAUGAAGAAGCCAUCUCUUCACUGAAUCCAACAUGAAUGUGAUUCCUAUUGCUUUGCAUGCAGACUUUUAUAUUGAAGAGUGAAUGGGGUCCUGUGCCGUGUCCUUGCCUGGCUCUUUCCAGCUAUUUCUCAGUGCUAUUUGUAUCUUGAUUUAUUCUUAGGUUGGAACUACAUAAAUAGUAGGUUGGGUGACCUGUACCAGUGCUAGUGCUAUUGGUGCCAUAUAGGCCUUGAAACGGGUCUGGCAGCUCUUGCAGAAAUUUGUGUGGGUAUAUACAUUAGAAUUUGUUUCCCUACACCUGUGAAGAGAUGCUGCUAAUUUGGGUUUUAAGUAUUCUCUAGCAGUGGGAUACCACAGUUAGGGUACAGGAUUUUGUACUCCACACUCCAGAUAAAUUAAUUUUACUUGCACAAACUCUGAUAAUUAACUUCCAAAUCUUAAGAUUGACGGGAAUGAAACUUCACUUUUCUAUCAGAUGUAGAUGAAAUGACGCUGCUUUAAUGCAUUUUCUGAUUACUUGCAGCAAUAUCCAUAUUUCUAUUGAAAUAGUUGUACAAUUGCUGGCAGCAAUCUCUGAUAGAAAGAAUUUAUUUAAAUUCUGUAGACUGUGUAAAUUCUCUAGAUGUCUUGUCAUACAAGGCAUUUUGUAUGCAUAGAGGAGACUAUUUAAACCGACCUGGCUCCUUUCCAAAAUCUUGUGCCCUGGCUCAGUUUGGCUGCCUUCGUUUUUCAUGUCUCCAUUUAAUGCAGUUAUGCAGAGUACAUCAGCAGGACAAACCUUGGAACGAUUGGGAUGGAUAGGAAGAAGUACUUGUAUCCCUGUGCAAGUCAGCAACGUUGCUGUAUACAUUGGUUUCCUAUUUGAUAUAUAGUGACGUGAAAUGUUGAGGAUCAGGGUAGAAUUGGUAUGAACGGGUCAGUUACACCUUAGUGAUGUGUGUGUGUAUGUUAGAGAAACUUAACCUCUGCAAUAAAAUCUCAUCACCUAUUUUGUAUGAUGCAAGAAUUGAAGUGAACUGGUAGGUGCUCCUUCACCUGCAUUUCUGGUAUGAAUCUGAUAGAUGUUUAACCAAGAGCCCUUCACAAAUGCAUCACAAAGUGAAUUCAUUUGUAUCACAUGGCAAUUUCAGGCCUGUUUAUAGCAGGCAUCUGCAGCUUGUGAAAGAAGCUUUUUGAGAUUCCAGCUUCACUCUUCAGGUGACCUGAUUGUUUACAAGGGUGAAUGAUUAAAUGUUACUUGGGUAAAGUAACUUGUAAACUGUGUUGGUAGAUCAGUUUAUAUUCAACACGUAAUUGGACAUGCACAGAAAUCUUGUUAAUGGGGCCCCAGGUAACCACCAAAUGUGCAUCUAAUGCUUGAAAAUUCUGGGCUUCUUGCACUGUUACAAUAAUCUUUGGGGAAUUUGGGCAUUUGGGGAGAAUUUAGAAGUAGAACCAAGUUCCCUGUAUUGUACAAUAACCCCAGAUUAUUGUGUGUUCUUCAACUACUUCAGUUUUUGGAAUAGGGUGUUAACUAUUUGGAAUCUGGAGAGACCUGGGUCUCUUGUUUUCAUCUAGCUGUGCAUUCCCACAAAUUCCCAUUUGAUUCUGAGACUGGCAUGGAGUAAUUUAUUUUGAAGGUUGUCACGGAAGGUCAUUUGAACUGGUGAUGAACCCCUCUCUGUAACCAUCUCCCUCCUGUCCUUUUAAUCACAACAAGCUUGGCACAAUUACUUCUGGAAAUGGUCGCCAAACAUAAGUAAAUAAAAGUAGUUUUUGCUGAGUCCCUGUUAUGUUAAAUCAAAGCAGCAUAAAAAUGGUGUUGGUCCAUUUUCCUAUUCCCUCUUGCGUGGAUGUCAACUCUCUCUGAUUUUUCUGCACAUACCAAUGAUAGGGACAACUUUCAAUCACCAGUUUACCACCAGAGAGUCUUUGACAGGAAACUAAAACACCUGAGGGGGAACCCAUUUGGUCACAGAAAGAACAAUCUGAGUUAAAGAUCAAACCUGGUUCCCCAGAGCUGAGCCCGCAGCACCACUACCUACUGUCUCAAUUUAAAUUACAAUCAGACGUGUUAAUUUGCUGCUGUAAUAUUAGCUGUUUGCCCAACACUGCUCACUUUAGUUUCAGCCCCCAUCUAACCUGCCUCCUUUGCCAUCCCUAACUCUUACUUACACCAGUCUAGUUUUCCCUUUGGUUGUGGGGGGCAGGGGAGGAAUGGUGGAGAAGUAGUUUAUAAUUUGGUAUUAUCUGAAAAUACCGUUCAUUGUGUACACUUGCAUGUAAGACUUCUUACCCACUUCUCCCAUGCCUUUCAGUCCAGACAGAAUCUGAGCCGUGUGACUUUUCUGUCAUGCCCUAAGACAUCAGCUACUGAUGAGGAUUUUAGUUUUUAAUACAGAAUGUUCGCAUUCCUGAUGUCACUCCACACAGUUACUGAAUCAUGUGAGGGAAAAAAUGGCAUUUGGCUAAUGAAUCUUCAAGUACCAUCCAGUAAAAUCAUUGAGUAUCAUUGACUUGCUGCUUGUGCACGUUGGCACAUCUCCAGCCCAAAGUGGCCAGAAUUGUAGUUAUGAACACGAGUAUAGGAGUGUAUGUGCCUAUGAAUCUGAUGGGAAACCAGUGGCUCUAGUUUUUAUGGUGUGUGAUGUUUAAGUUGCCACCACACUUCGCCAUGAAAUUAUUUGCAGCUUUAUCCUGGGAUUUUGCUUUUGGUUAAAUCCCCCAUUUGACCUUGUGGCCUAGGAUGAUUGUGUACAGGUAGAUGGCUUUAGAAUACACAAUGCUGAAUAUUUCUACUCCACCACAAACCUUUAUUUGUCCAUCAUGUUUGCUUGGCUUAAACAUCAAACAGUAUUGCAGUGUUGCUUGUGAUGGGCUAAGUGUAUUUACUUGGCUGUGUUUUCAGCUUUUAAUGCUGCCACCAAGAGGGAGAAAGUAAGUUUCUGUUCAGACGUACCUGGAAGGUAUAUUGGCACAUAACAUGGAUUCAGAAAGCUGUCCAAUGCUUGUGAUUGGAGCCCUUCAUUUGUUGUGAAACCCCUGGGCUCUGUGGGCACAAAUGAGUUGACUGUGCGCAGCUGAAAGAACACUUGCCGGGUGUUACCAGGUUUAUUGGAGUGACCGAUAUUUGCUGAAUAUUGGUGCAACGUGUGCAGCCAGUAUUUUACAAAGAGUGCGCACUCUUGCACCAGUAUUCCUAUGUCAGUGUGAUCCCUAAUUGAGUAUUAUAGAGCAGGCAAUGACUUCAACUUUAGCCUCAUUCUCCUCAAUUAGGCAGCUUUUGUAGAAUAUUUCUACAGUAAAAAGGAUUAAAAAUAAUAGAAUGGGUAAGGUUUAAUGUGAUAAAUUAUCACGAGUGGCUGACAGCAAGGAUAAUUGAUCCACGAUUAGAUGGGCAGGCAGCAGAGUGUAACUGGUGAAACUGGAAUGGAACAGUUCAGAGUUACUAAUGAGGAUCCCAUUUGAAAGUUUGGGAUUAUUCUCGUGUAAGUGGUCUUUUUUAUUUUUAGUAGUCUUUGUACUGGGGUUGCAGGUACAUGAGGUGUGAACAAAUAUCUUGUGGGUCGUCACUCAUCUGAUGAACAGAGAAGUGAGAAUGACCUUGUAAAUGUUUUCCCUGCAUGACUGGUACAAAACAUCAGGAUGAAUGUUUCUCCAUCUGUUCUUAAAAUCUCUUACUUUACAAAUGAGGGUCAAUGUUGACCCUGAACUAUAUUCUAGUUAACCCAUUUACAGCUAUCCUGAUCCAACCCUUGCUAGAGGAUUUUACCAUUUUGUAGUUUAGUGUCUUAGCGUAAUCUAGAAAUGUUUAUGUAGAAUGGAUAGAUCUUUGUUCAUCUGUGUUGUGUGUAGAUUUUAUUACAGCGACAUGAGAUUGAUAGACUGUCAGAAAAUCAUAAUCCUGUAAUACAUGAAUUAUCAAAUAAAAC